AUGAGAUGCUCUGCUGAUAUAAACGUCGCCGUGUCAACACCGCGGAAGGGCCACACCACCGAGAGGUCAAAGAGCGAUCGGCCGGGACUCGGCGAGGUUUGCACUGAUGCACCUGCAGGUCUCGCACAAUGGAUCGAUGGUCGGGCGCUACUGACCGUGGUGACGGGGCUGAUCGCGCGGCGGUGGCCAGGCGGGCAGGUCACGCAGGCGCAUGGAGCAGUCGAGCGGCUGAUCGCGCAGAGCCAGCGCGGGCAUGGCGCGGCCGCGGCCGCCGGUCGUGGGUCGCGCCGUGUCGAGUGCGAGCGUCCGCCCACUAAGCGCGUCCGUGAGACACUGCCGUGCCAGCGAGGCUUUUUUCCGACGGAUUUUUUAGGCGGGGGCGGGGCGCGGCACACGUCCAAUGGCGGCGCGCGCCCACCGCCGCCCCGCGACUGCCCGCCACCCCCUCUACGUCUCUACUCUUAUUUACGUGCCGUAUAUUAA
This is a messenger RNA of Arctia plantaginis, 483 nucleotides long. NCBI's taxonomy places the organism in Eukaryota, Metazoa, Arthropoda, Insecta, Lepidoptera, Erebidae. The record is from the annotation of a GenBank genome assembly.